AUGUCAUCGCGACGUCAGUAUUCUAGUUGCGAUCCAUGUCGCCGAUUAAAGCGAAAAUGUGUUUAUGAGGGAGCCACUCGUCGACCCGGAGCAGCUUGUCUCCGCUGCAACGAGCUGGGAUACAAUUGCACCUUCGACUAUGUCUCCACACGUGUGGAGCAGAAAAAGAGGAAGAGAUAUGCCGUUUCUUCGGAGUCUCAACAAGAAAAAAGUCAAUCGACGGGAUUAACAUCCAGCGAGGACCUUGUUAUGGUAGAUUGGGAUGCGCCUCUUCAGCCUCGCGACGGAGAUGUUUCCCUUGGGUAUGAUGUUAUUAACGACAAUAUAGUCACUGAUUUUCUCGACCUGGACAGUCUCGAGAAAGAAUGGCAAGACCCUGCAACGGUUAACUCUGUUCAACCACUAAUCUCGGACACAAAUAACAUCAGUAAUGACUCUGCGUUACAAAUCAAUAUUCACUCGCGAAUAUCUGUUACUGGAAACCAGCUUGAAGGAGCACAAUUUUUCGGUUCUUGGAAAGGAAGUCCAAUGCAAUUGCUCAACACCACUUUCACAGCAAAGUCACUCGGAACAUGUCUCUAUCAAACUUAUGCCACUGUGAUGCAUGGGAUGGAAUCUAGAUAUCUAGAUUACGAAUGUAACCCUUUUGGCCCAAGUCAUAGAUACUCGUUCCAAAUUGAGGAUUUACAUUCAGUAAUAGAAGAUGGGCAUUGUUCAUUGUCAGACUGUUCUAUCAUGAGUGUGAUCCGACGCUCGCCAUCUCCGGACCAUCUCAAUCAAGGAGGGUGGCCAGAAAGCAUACCUAUUGGCGAUUCGAUUAAGAUCACAUUUGUUGGAAUCGCCAAAUUCUUAGAUCACUUUGGCCACUUUUAUGGAAACAGAUUGGAUCGACAAAGCAGAGCGGAAGCCGAACGCAUGCUAAUAGCGGCUCAACAAGUCUUUGCCCUCCAAUGGGCAGUAUCAAGCCCGCACGGACAAGACAAACCAUUCUCACCAACUCAAAAAUCAACAAACUCAUCUGCAGAGGAUCUUCAUGUAUUUGCCAAAUCAUGGUUCAAAGCACGGUCUCUCAUUUCGAAUGCAACACCUAUCCCCUCCUUCACACGGGUGUAUGCGAUGCUCCUAUUCCAUAUGACCGUUGCUCCAGAAGAGGCUAAAGAUGUUUCAGUGGAACUGGACGAUAUCCUCGAUCAAUCUCUCCGUCAAUUUGAAAAUCUGAAACUCAUGGUGGACGAGUAUGUAAAGCUGUUGAACAGCACCUCAACUUAUCGAAAUCUGCUCCAGUCCUCUGUCAAAGCCUUUCAAUGGUUCGCAUACAUUAAGGACACAUUUGUCGCCUUACUUACAGACCGGGAUUGUAUACUUACCGAAAACCCUUCCGAGUUGCUGGUGACUGGUUUCCGAAGUACUCCUCAACCAGUAGACAAUUUCGUUGAUGCAGAAGUACCAUUACUCUGCCAGAGAGCCGUUCUUCUUAUUUACCGAUUAUUAAGGCAAACGGCGAACGUGAAGCAGGUUGUACGUGAAUCUGAAACUAUUGAAGAGCCAUCCGAACUAAGCAAUGCUUUAAGCCUUGCGAUAAGUUUCGUCGAGGCCUUUAAUGUCGUAUAUGAUGGGUUCCGUAACAAAUGCAUGACAGCAUUUGAAACCCUUUCUCCAACCUCCAAAUUGUCUUUUGGCUAUCUGGCUCUCUUUUGGAGUCUUGGAACCCUGACUUUAGCCGAACAAAUCGAGCGAGCGAGCAAUAGUCCAUUACGCCAAGGAAGCCACUUCCUUGCCGAUGCAGGAAUUAAAGCAAAAGACGCCUGUGGCGACUCAGGGGUCAAGUUACCAUUUAUUUUACACCACGCGAGCCUUGCCCCCAUUGUAGCCGUUUUGAGUCAGAGUAUUGAUCACAUCAUUCAACGUAUUAUUGACAGUGAGACUCCAAUCGAUCGGCAAAAUUGGAUGUUAUCUAUCAAACCUGUUUUGACUUGUCUGUUCGAUAUGAGAUCCACUGUGGCAGGUACCCGAUUCGUUCAGUCCCCCCUGAACAGAUUGAUGGCUUCUCAUGGCGAUCUCCUGAUGGAGUGUUGGACUGUUGAUGAUCCUGAUAAUGUGUUUGAUUGA
Molecule: messenger RNA, 2109 nt
Organism: Talaromyces marneffei
Lineage: Eukaryota; Fungi; Ascomycota; Eurotiomycetes; Eurotiales; Trichocomaceae
Exons: 4
Coding region: 1-2109 (702 amino acids)
Biological process (GO): regulation of DNA-templated transcription
Molecular function (GO): zinc ion binding; DNA-binding transcription factor activity, RNA polymerase II-specific
Source: RefSeq, a predicted model, not a curated record